UAGACCGCUCCUCGUCCCAGUUCAUAUUUCCAUCCAGCUCGACAGUCCACGAAUCAAACUUGGUUGACUACGUCGGCUAUUUAUCGAGUCCGUUUUAGCUGUUUUUUGGUGACGAUUUGCCAGCAACCUAUGUUAUAAUCACUACAAGAUAAUGAGAUUACUGAUUGACUGGGACCAACUGGCAUCCAUCACAAAGUGUACAUUUUGCCCCUGCCCCUGAAGUCCCACCCUCUCAGCCAUGAUACCUUUCUAGAAUAAUCCACCAGCUUAUGGGUUUGUCUCACCUUUUGGAUGAAGCAUGUAUUGGUCUGUGGGGUUCAGUGAGAUCAGUGGUGAUAAAGAGAACGAUAUGGCUCAACAAGAAGGACUCUCCAGAGGUCUUCGGCGCUAACGGAGGAUCGCAGACUGACACCCCGUGCGCUGGUCACGGUGGCUCUGAAGGAGAGGGGGAACUGCAGUACACAGUUAACCUGACUGCGCAUCUUGCGCGAGGAGUCGAUCCGCAGGGAGAUCUGUGCCGCUCCGCCGACAUGGGAGGCAAGCAGUCGGUCCUGGGGAACGGCGCCUUCGGCAAGUCGCCCACCCUGGAGAACAUCCAGGCCGCCUACAGGGACGGAGAGAGCGGGAACGCUCUGGAGCUGAUCCGGAUGUCCUGCGGGGAGAGCGGAGGAGCCCGGCUGGGAAAGGCUGAGCUCCUGUGCGUGGCGGCUCAGCACGGAGACGUGGACAGCGUGCAAUACCUGCUGAAAGAGGAGCGGGCCCCCAUCCCCCGGGAACCCACCGAGGACAACCCCGCCAUCUUAGCCGCUCACUACGGACACGCCCAGGUGGUGCAAGAGCUGCUGGACUCCAUGGCGGGGCCCUGCAUCCCGCGCGAGCUGCUGAACUGGAUGCUGGCCACGGCCUGCCAGCGGGGCCACCUGGAGGUGGUGAGGCUGCUGGUGCAGGGCUACAGCGCGGACGCAGAGGACUGCGCUAUCCACAAGGACCAGUUCGCCGUCAUCACCGGACUGCCCCUGUACGCGGCCGCGCAGGCAGGAAACGAGGAGAUCUCUUGCUUUCUGCUACAGAAUGGAGCGGGCUUCUCCUCCUACACCCUGAUGGACCACCCAGCCUUCUCCAGGCAGCUCCUGCGGACUCAGUUCAUGGGGGCUUGCGAGGCGGAGGACAGCGGAGAAGUGGAGGACGCUGUCUCUGUGCGCUGGUCUGGUCUGGGCCUGCCGUGGCUGGAGCUGGACUGGUUCAUCGACCUCUCGUCCCGGAUCACGGUGCUGGACCUGUCCUCUAACGGCCUCUCGGCCCUGCCCUCGGUGGUGCCCUGGGGCCUCAUCCACCUGCUCAGGCUGGACCUCUCCAACAACCAGCUGAAGGAGCUGCCCGCUCCUCGCUCCUCCCAGGAGAUCAUCUGCACCCAGCUACAUGAUGUUAACCUCUCUCAGAACGAGCUGGCCUGCCUUCCCUCUGGCUUGCUGCACCUGACCAGCAUUAAGAAGAUCACUGCAGCCAAGAACCAGCUUAAAGACCUGUUUGACAUCACCAAUGGAACCAACUGGAUUGGGCUCCGUAAGCUGGAGGAGCUGGACGUCUCAGACAACCUCCUGCCCGCCCUCCCCUCCGCUGUGCUCCACUGCUUUAAGGCCCUCGUGGGCCUGAACGUGAACAGGAACAAGCUGACCAUGUUCCCUGACCCUUGGGCCUGCCCCUUGAAGUGUUGCAGAGCAGCUUCUAAUGAGAUCGCCAGCAUCCCCGACACGAUCUCCAUCUUCUGGAGGACUCCACUGAAGGAAGUGGACUUCUCAGACAACGCACUGAAGGAGCUGCCUGCACACAUUUUUGAGCUUGAGGGCCUGGUCUCUCUGAAGCUCUGUGGGAACCAGCUUUCUGCUCUGCCUUUGCCCACAACGUGGAAAUGCUCCCAGCUAAAGACGCUGGACCUCUCCAGGAACCAGCUGGGGAAGAAUGUCGAAGCCCCAAAAACCAAGAAGCGAUUCUUUACCACCUGGACCAGGAGAGAUCCAGACCCAGCAUCUGCCGUCGAAUUUCCCUCAAUACUGCGGGAUUCACUGGAAGUGCUUUUCCUGAACGACAACCAGCUGGACUCAGUGCCUCAGUCAGUGUGCAAUCUGAGGAACCUCUCUGAGCUUUACCUGUCCAAUAAUCCGGGAAUCCGAGAGCUGCCGUCUGAGCUGGGACAGCUGUCUAAUCUGUGGCAACUCGACAUGGAAGACCUUAACAUCACCAAUAUCCCGGCUGAGGUCAAGAAGGAAGGUCCUGCAGCGGUGCUAGGCUAUCUCAGGGCCCACCUGAGGAAAGCAGAGCCCUGCAAGUCUCUGAAGAUGAUCGUGGUGGGACCGCCCCGGCAGGGGAAGACCACUCUCCUGGAGGCCCUGCAGACGGGCCGCGUGGGCCAGUUCCUCCCCGCGGAGUCCAGCAUCCGCACCACAGCCUGGACGCUGGAGAGGCCCAGCGGAGUCAAAACCAACAUGGAUUCAGUGGACUUCAGUGUGUGGGACAUCGGGGGCCCUGCCAGCAUGUCUACAGUCAAUCAGUGUUUCUUCACGGACAAGGCGGUGUAUGUAGUCAUAUGGAACCUGGCUCUGGGCGAGGAGGCGGUGGCUAACCUGCAGUGCUGGUUAUUAAACAUUGAGGCCCGUGCUCCUAACUCUGCAGUGGUGGUGGUCGGCACGCACCUCGACCUCAUCGAAACCAAGUUCCGCACCGAGAGGAUCGCCACCCUCCGCGCCUACAUCCUGGCACUGUGCCGAUCGCCCUCCGGUGCCAGGGCCAGCGGCUAUCCUGACAUCACCUGGAAACACCUGCACGAAGUGUCCUGUAAGACCCUGGAGGGCCUGGACGGGCUGAGGAGGCUCAUCUACCAGGUGUCCUGCUCCAUGAAGGACAUCACCAGCUCCUCCAGCUGCCACAGAGUGGUGGGGAGACUGAUCCCUAAAAGCUACCUGGUGCUUCAGGACGCGAUCAUCGCCGAGCGUCUGAGACGGGACACCGAGGACGAGGUGCUGUACCUGACUGACCUCCAGCUGGAGCUUAUCAUCCAGCAGAACCCUGGGAGCGACAUCAAGGACUAUGAGGACCUGCAGUCUGCCAUUAGCUUCCUGAUAGAGACGGGCACGCUGCUGCACUUCCCCGACACCAGCCACGGCCUGUGCAAGCUGUACUUCCUGGACCCGGUGUGGCUCUCCGAGUGCCUGGAGCGCAUCGUCCACCUCAAGAGCUCGCGCUCGGUGGCCCGCAACGGUGUGAUCCGGGCCGAGGACCUGCGCAUGCUGCUGGUGGGCACCGGCUUCACCCAGCACACCGAGGAGCAGUACUUCCAGUUCCUGGCCAAGUUUGAGAUCGCUCUGCCCGUGGCCAGCAGCAGUUACCUGCUCCCUCACCUCCUGCCCCCAAAGCCAGCCAUGGACAUCCACGGCUUCCGACAGCAGACCACCAACACUAUCCAGCGCCUCUUCAAGAUGAGCUUCGUCCCAGCGGGAUUCUGGGAGCGCUUUAUCGCCAGGAUGUUGAUAAGUCUGGCCGAGAUGGACCUCCAGUCUUUUGAGACGAGAAAUAACGCCAAGAGCCUGCGGAACCGCAGCACGGUCAUUUACAGCUUCGCCGGGAACGGGAACCAGCAGAGGAACCGCUGCAGCACGUUCCGGGUCCGACGCAGCCAGACCAUCUACUGGAAGGAGGGGCUGCUGGUCACAUUUGAUGGGGGGUUCCUCAGCGUGGAGUCCUCUGACGUCAACUGGAAGAGGAAGAAGAGCGGAGGCAUCAAGAUCAUCUGUCAGUCAGAGAUGCGAGACUUCUCUGCCAUGGCCUUCAUCACCGAUCACGUCAACUCCCUGAUAGAGCAGUGGUUUCCUGCCCUGACAGCCAGCGAGAGUGACGGUACUCCGCUCAUAGAGCAGUACGCCCCGUGUCCUGACUGCACCGCCAUAGCUGAGCAGAGGGGUGAGGAUCUCUCAGCCCACCCCAACCCCAACCCCAACCCCAACCCCAACCCCAGCCUCAGCCCUGUGCAUUACUUUAACAUGGAGCACUGCGUCAUCGCCGCCGUGGAGAAAGACCACGUGAUCUGUCCCAACCACCCCGAGCGCCCUGUGCCCCUGCAGGAGCUGGUUCCUGAGAUCUUCAUGACCGACUUCCCAGCACGGCUGUUUCUGGAGGAGGGCCAGCUGGAGUGCGGUGAGGAGGAGAGGGACGUCCUGGGCCAGGGUGGCAGCGGCACCGUCAUCUACAGGGCCAAGUACAGGGGCCUCCCCGUGGCCGUCAAGCGCUUCCACUUCAAGAAGUGCCGGCAGAAGUCACUGGGCUGCGGCACAGACACCAUGGUCAAGCACUUGCAGUCGAUGGACGCCAGCAGGAACUUCAGCGAGUUUCGGCAGGAGGCGAGCAUGCUGCACUCCCUGCAGCACCCCUGCAUCGUGGCCCUGCUGGGCAUCAGCAUCCACCCGCUCUGCUUCGCCCUGCAGCUGGCCCCCCUGGGCAGCCUCAACACCGUGCUGGAGGAGCGCGCCAAGGGGGCUCAGUACAUGCCACUGGGCCACAUGCUGACCUUCAGGGCAGCCUAUCAGAUUGCAGCAGGCCUGGCCUAUCUGCACAGGAAGAACAUCAUCUUCUGUGACCUCAAGUCCGACAACAUCCUGGUCUGGUCCCUGGAGGUGUGCGAUCCGCUCAACAUCAAGCUCUCCGACUACGGCAUCUCCCGGCAGUCCUUCCACGAGGGGGCGCUGGGUGUGGAGGGCACGCCGGGGUACCAGGCCCCCGAAAUCAAGCCGGGCAUCGUGUAUGAUGAGAAGGUGGACAUGUUCUCCUACGGCAUGGUUCUGUACGAGCUCCUGUCCGGCCGCCGGCCGGUCCUGGGACAUCACCAGCUCCAGAUCUCCAAAAAGCUGUCCAAGGGCAUCCGUCCUGUGCUGGGCAGCCUGGAGGAGGUGCAGUUCUACUGCCUGCACAGCCUGAUGAUAGAGUGCUGGGACACCAAACCGGAGAAGCGCCCCCUGGCUAUGCCGCUGCUGCGUCUCAUGCAGGAGCCCAGCUUCGCCUGCUUCAGGUACCUGCUUCCCUGCGAGCAGCACAGCCAGCUCUUCCUGUCCUCGCAGCAGGGCCACAGCGCCGUCUUCUGGGACGGGGAGAAAGAGCACAGGAAUUACACUGUGGUGAACAUAGACAAGGGUCAGGUGGAAGUGAGGCGAAUGACCUGCCCGGGACCUAAACUCAGCUGUCAGAUGAAGGUAGAAAACUCACUGUGGACAGCAACUGAGGAGCAGCACAUAUACAUCUACAGUCUGAAGGACAUGUGUCCUCUGAGCCAGCCGCAGAAGGAGCUGGCGUGCCCCGCUGUUGUCACCUGCAUAUUCACAGUGCCAGCCAAGAAAGAUACUCUUCCUAUGGUGUUUUGUGGCAUGGCGGACGGGCUGGUAGCCGUGUACACGCUGGUGAACGACAUGCCCCUGGAGGGAGAGUCCUACCUCUGCUCCCACACGCUCAACAAGUCAGUGUUCAGCCUGGAGGACCAAGACCCGCGGCUGAAGCCCUACCCGGUGACGUGUAUGGUGCUGGUGCACAGCGGCUCUGAGGUGUGGUACACCAACGGGCCUGGGAUCCUGGUCAUCGACUGCCUCUCCCGGCCCCUGAAGGCCGUCCGGCGCCUGGACCCCUACCUGUACCCGUCCACCAUCGUGUCCCUGGCCUCCGGCCCGGGCGGCGGCUGGGUGGAGGAGGCCGUGUGGUGCCUGGACGACCUGAGCAACACCCUGCUGAUGUACCACGCGGCCAGCUACCAGCUGUGUGCCCGCUACAGCUGCGGGGACUCCAACCCCCUGAGGGACACCUUCACGAUCCUGAGGCCUGCAGAGACAGAGGCUCCCCCGGCCCUCCUCCCACAGCGGGACAGCCCCACGGAGGAGCACAGCCCCACGGAGGAGCACGGCCCCAGGGAGGUGACCGUGCUGCACAGCGAGGAGACGGGCACACAGAUCAUCCGCCAGCAGGACUCUCUGACGGACUACUGCUCCAUGACGUCCUCGUCCCUGUCCUCUGAGCGGCUGGGACACCUGGACCGCUCCAGCUCCGGGGCGCUCAGCUCGCUGGCCAGCUCGGGCAGCGUGCCCCUCUUCACCGACUGUGAGGGCCUGGACCCUGCCGAGGGCCUGGAGCCCCCCGAGGGACUGGAGCCCACCACGCAGGGCCACAGCCCUACAGACCAGCAGGGCCACAGCCCUACAGACCAGCAGAGCCACAGCCCUACAAACCAGCAGGGCCACACCCCUGCACACCUACAGGCUCUUAGUGUGCUGCCAGUCAGAGGAACGCUGUGGAUCCCCAGGCGCGGGGGUGAUAUGAUGGUGGUGGAGCUGCGGCAGCAGGAUGAGGUCCUCAGGGGACGGGUCAUCGCGGUGCUCAGCCCCCCUGGUCUGGUCCCGUACGGGACCCUGGUAGAAGCUGCUUUGGUCGCAAAGGACACUGUUGUGUGUGGCUUUCGCAAGGAAAACAUGGAGUGGUGCCUGGCUGUCUGGCGGGGCUGGGGAGCCAGAGAGCUGGAAAUCUUCUACCAGUCCUACGAGGAGCUGGGACGGCUGGAGACCAGCAUGAGAAGAAGAAGGUAGCUGUUGUGCGGGCGCAGAAUCGGGGCUCUGUGAGGGCCCAGGCUUGGGGAAUACACGCUGACAGGCCGUACUGUUCAGAACAGGAGGGCGAGCACGCCGUGACAUCAGCACCACGCACGGGGAGGGGGGGUCGGGGUUCAGGUGUGUGGGGGGUUGACCCUGUCGUAGAGUGCUCGUCUCCCCCAGACCCUCUUCCACGGACCCUUCAACGACACACGUGGCCGUCCACUGCAGCACCUGACCUGGGAUGACGGCUCUACAAGAGGGACGUCUGUUGCUGGAAGUGACAUGGAGUCUUGGACCUAACACUGGGCCAGUGUGCCAGCACCUCCUCAGAGAGGAGGGACUGAAGCUGCCCAGGGGAGGAGCAUCGGACAUCAAAUAAACAACCGUAUCAGCUUGCGUGUUGAUUUAACCCUAAGCCAUCUCAAAACACACCAGGGCUCUUUGUGGGUCACAACGGAGGGUGGGGGAGGGGUUCAGGAAACAAACAAAAGUGAGAGAAUCAAACGCCCGCCCUAGUGAAAAUAACAGAGACUCCUGCCAAAUGUGUGAAGAUUAGCUGCCGGGAGUUUGGGAAGAGGACUGAAGACAGGGUUUUGAGCAUCUGUUUGGGUCCUAAAGCGCUCUGCCUGAGAUUGACACAGCUCUCCUGCAGGAGAGGCCCCGGCUGGGUGAGCCGGCUGUAUGUUCCCAUGGGCACUGCGUUUCCUGAGAGACAGCAUGAACAGUAUUUGUAAUUUAUAGUGAGUGGUAUACACACUCUCUGCAUGUGUAAAUAGAACAGAACCGUGUUGUAUAUAUUAAAAUAUCUAUGUAAAGCA
Conger conger (European conger) is the source of this 7435-nucleotide messenger RNA. RefSeq names its product leucine-rich repeat kinase 1 (gene lrrk1). Gene Ontology annotation, molecular function: ATP binding; protein kinase activity; protein binding. The transcript is spliced from 35 exons. NCBI's taxonomy places the organism in Eukaryota, Metazoa, Chordata, Actinopteri, Anguilliformes, Congridae. Gene Ontology annotation, biological process: protein phosphorylation. Bases 270 to 6611 code for a protein of 2113 amino acids. The record is from RefSeq and is a predicted model, not a curated record.